Messenger RNA from Gossypium raimondii (Peruvian cotton), 1024 nucleotides. Its product is annotated as vascular-related unknown protein 1. The record is from RefSeq and is a predicted model, not a curated record. The transcript has 3 exons. Bases 186 to 725 code for a protein of 179 amino acids. Lineage: Eukaryota; Viridiplantae; Streptophyta; Magnoliopsida; Malvales; Malvaceae. Gene Ontology annotation, biological process: xylem development.
UCAAACUACCCUUGGCCCACGCUUGGGUCGCACCAAGAUUCUAAAUUAUGGGUUCCCUUGUCUCUAUUAUUUUAAGCUAAUCAUCAUCAUCCUUUCCAUUAUAAAUCCUCCAUUGCUAAGAGCUUCACGAGUUUCUUCUUUCCAAUCUAUAGAGUCCCUCUUCUCUUCUGCUUAAUUAUACUGAUAUGGAAGAUUACUCUAUCAAUUCAUCUAUCCACAAAUCUGCUAUUUCUAAGGACGACUCAGUUGAAGAAAGUGGCUGGACUGCUUAUUUUGAAGAUUUCUCAAACAAUAAUCAUCAUCAGCAGCAACAAGAUAGUUAUUCUUAUAGUUUUGAUUGUGGUUCUUCCUUGAUCUCAGAUGCUGCUACUGCAUGGAAAUCACCCCACAAUAUUGACCAUCAUCACCAUGUUUUCCCCAAGAAAUUAAGGUUCAAGAAAACAAGAACUAAAGAGAUUUAUGAGGAGGAUGAUUCUUUGGAGGAUACUGCAAGCUCACCUGUCAACAGUCCCAAGGUUAGUGAUGAGUUGAAACCAAAUGAUAUGAAUCCCAGAAAGAGAGAAGACCAAGCCCAUAGUUCUCUGGGGAAGGAAACUGCCACAGACAUACAGAUUGAAGAAGAAAACAAAUUGAAAUUUCGUUAUGGGAAGAAUGAUUGUACAGAGUUAAACAAAAGAGGGUUGUGUUUAGUUCCUUUCUCAAUGUUAGCUAACUAUCUUGGUUAAUACCAUUAAUCUGCCGGCCUCAUCGUCUUUCCAAUCAUCUCGUAUAUCUGGUGGUGACAACAUAACGGGUUGCGGCCAAUUGCAAUGAAUUUCGACGACAAUGAAACCCGAAAUAAAAAAAAAAAGGGGAAGGGGGGUUCAACAACUCUCUCCCUCUCAUGUGUUCCUUGUACCUAGUAGUGCUUGUCAGAAAGAGAGUUUCAUAUUGCUCACUCUGUUAUGAACAUAUUUGUAUAUUAUCACAUGAUGAAGUUCUUUUUCUUGUAUAAAGAUACACCCCCUAUUAUCUACAUUCAAAA